Molecule: messenger RNA, 500 nt
Organism: Belonocnema kinseyi
Lineage: Eukaryota; Metazoa; Arthropoda; Insecta; Hymenoptera; Cynipidae
Exons: 2
Coding region: 1-351 (116 amino acids)
Source: RefSeq, a predicted model, not a curated record
AUGCAAACAGUUGGAAUCGCCUGGUCGGCGCGGCGGCACGCAGAUAUCAUAGAUUUUUCCAGCCAACCUGAGAUACCUCAUUUAGAUGCACAUACACGAAAGAAAGAAUGCGAUCACUUUCCUUACGACUGCCAAGGCGAUUUAAUGCUGUACGCUGAAUCCUGCUUCCUUCUUUACUACCCUGGAUGGGUUCCUGCGCCGGAUAGAAAGUAUUGGCCGGUUCCAUUCGAGCCAGACCUUAGUUGGGGGAUCUGGUCCGUGAACUAUAUUUCGCAAUACCUCACUCCAGGUCCUUACAGUCGGGCAAAAUGGAUCCAGGAGUUUUCUUGGGAUGAGGAGACCUGCCGGUAGUUGACGGCCCUCUCUCCUUUUCCUCUUCAGCGAUACUAUUCGCACCCUUAUUCGUUGGAGCGUAUUGAAACUGUUCGGCUAGUUUUAUGGCAAGAAUGCAGAAUUCAUAGAGGCAAAAUUCACUUCUAUCGUUUCCCUUUCAUAAUCGU